This is a messenger RNA of Alosa sapidissima (American shad), 2317 nucleotides long. RefSeq names its product G protein-coupled receptor 137 (gene gpr137). Bases 617 to 1759 code for a protein of 380 amino acids. The transcript is spliced from 8 exons. The record is from RefSeq and is a predicted model, not a curated record. Gene Ontology annotation, cellular component: lysosomal membrane. Gene Ontology annotation, biological process: positive regulation of TORC1 signaling. NCBI's taxonomy places the organism in Eukaryota, Metazoa, Chordata, Actinopteri, Clupeiformes, Clupeidae.
AGUUCAGAAACCGGAAGUUUUCCGAGAGUGGCAGUUCUCCCCUUUUUAGACAUUCUCUGAUGCCAUGCAAACGUGAGUGACUUCCUACACCGCUAGUGGCAGUAGUCAGCUUAAAGUGGAAUCCACCUACCACUAACAAGAUAUGAAACAGAAGUUUGGAUAGUACACAAUGAAAAUCCCCAGAAAUACAAGCACACUCAGAGAGGACAUGGACUUCAGGUGUUUUGAGUGUGUUCCUGGAGCAUAGGACAAGGGAAUUACAGAAUUAUCUCAUUUGAGUGUAUUAUUUUUAUUUAGUUUGUUUGUUUUGGACUAUGGGAAAUUAUAGACCUAUAGCACUGUUCUUAAACUAUGUUUACACAUCAGGUGUUGCAGGGAAGCGUUUUAUUAAGACGCAAUAACAACACAACACAACAACAAUAGCAUCCAUCGUUGUUGAGUAUACAUCAGUGGGUUCUUUUCACCAUAUUCCAUAUUCCUUAGACAAAAUCUUAAACUGACUCACUCUCAUCACUGUGCAAAUUGUUUGCAACCAGUAGGCUAUCAACUUAAUUUCUACCUCAGACUCUCAUCCAUCAGAACUCACUUAAUCUAAGUCAACCAACUGUAGAGCAAAAUGGAAAACCAAGCUCCAACUACUGUUUCGCCCAACUCCUCAUUCAACCCUUAUCCUAUUCAGCCUGCUAUGGCCCCAUCCGUGCAGUUGGGGUUCACCACCCUGUACACCUGCCUAUACGGAAGUCUCUUCAUAAUAGUGUAUAUACAGCUUUGGCUCCUUUUGCGAUACCGCCACAAGCGCUGGAGCUACCAGAGCGUUUUCCUCUUUUUAUGCCUUUUCUGGGCAGCCUUGCGCACCACCCUUUUUUCCUUCUAUUUUUGUAAUGCUUUGGCAGCCAAUCACCUGCCCACCCCAGUCUACUGGCUGCUCUACUGCUGCCCCGUAUGCUUGCAGUUUUUCACCCUAAGUCUCAUCAACCUGUACUUCACACAGCUCGUGCUGAAAGUGAGGGGGAAGUACAGCUACGAGCCAAGCAAAGGACUGUAUGUGGCCCGCUGCGCCUACGGCGGCAUGAGUGCGCUUUUCCUCUGUGUGAACGUGGUGUGCGCCGCCCUCGGAGAGCAGGGAGAGGCUGGCGAUAAGACCUGGAGGCUGGUACUUGUGCGGGUCCUGGUCAAUGACCUGCUCUUCAUCGUGCAGGCCAUCUGUCUGGCUGCCUCUCUGCUUCUCCUGACCCGCCUCUCUCCCUCGACCAGUCUCAACGCGCACAAUAGGGGGACAUCGGUAUGCCAGACUGCUGUACAGGGAGCAGGAGUGAUUUUGUUGUUCUCUAGUAGGGCUUGCUACAAUCUUGCAGUGCUCAUGUUGUCCAAAAAUCACAAGGUGGAAUCCUUUGACUUUGAUUGGUACAACGUCUCAGACCAGGCUGACCUCCGUAGCGAGCUUGGUGAUACGGGGUACCUGGUGUUCGGGGCAAUUCUCUUUAUCUGGGAGCUGCUCCCCACCAGUUUGCUCAUUCUCAUAUUCAGAGUCCGCCAGCCUUCACAGGAAGUGAAUUAUACUCCAGCCAUUAGCAGUCAAGGCCCACGUUCCUACUUCUUUGAUGACCCUCGGAGGAUGGACGACGACACAGGUGGUCCUUGGGGCCUCAAUCACCAUAGCAGCUGGUUUGGCACAAGUGAGACAGCGCCCCUUCUCUUUGCCAAUCCCAACGACCAGACCAACCAGCACCACUCCCUCUACUCCACUCCCCAGAACUGACCAGAGGACACAAAAUACUCUGGGGUUUCCAAGACCUCCGUCAAGGGGGAGUAUUUGCACUCAAAUUCUUCUACUUCUUUGAGACUACUUGCACCUUCACAUUCCAGACCACUAUUUUGUCAAAGACACCUGUGAUUUCUCUUGAUGAGAUGAGGUCAUCUGGGAUCCAGUAGCUCACUGGUCUAUAUUAAAGCUAUAGGGAACCAAAAACUGACAGUUUUACCCUCUCAAAUGUCAGUCAGUCUUAGUUCUUGUGGAUAAAAGGGUAAAUGUCUCUAGAAUGUUUAUCAUUCCUCAGUCAUGAUUUUAGAUGUAUAAACUUAUGUAUUUUUAUUAAUACUUUAACCUGUAAAGAUUGCUCUCUAAAUUAUUUUCCUAUGACCUACACCUUUAAAUAAGUAUUUUAGAUAUAAGAUAUAUUCUUUGAUUCCGGGGGGGGUAAAUACAAGGGAUUGAUCAGGCAUAAGGUUGCUGUGUAUUAAUCAUUGUUAAUAUGUGGCUCAAUUUAAAAGGGAACUUGUGAAAGAUGGCAUUAAUAUAUAAAAAACCAUUAAACCA